AUGGAAUCAACAAAUUUCCAAAGCCUUUCAUCAGAUGACGAAGAAGUAAAAAUCAAUUAGGCAUCUGUUCGCACAGUAGAAAUUAGAAGAGAGCUUGAAAACCUCAAAGAACUAAUGGACAAGGCUAAAAGGCGCCAUCCUACCAAAGCUUUGCAAAGUUUCAGCAGCCAGAAUUUGCCAAAUCAAUCUCAGGCAAAGCAUUUAUCCUCUAGUGAAAAUAUUCAUGAAAUUUUAUUGCAAUAUUCCAAAGGACCUCAAAUUUAUUCUCUCCUUGCAAACUUAUGCACAAGUUAUUCUCCUUCCUAUUAAUAAGCUCUAAUAGCCAAGCUUUAUUUAUUAAUUGCCUUAUUUAUAUUAAACGGGAUACAAAAUUCCACUGAAUAUUCCUGAAACUUUAUUAUUUAUUUCUUCUAUCCAAUAUCCAAUAUUUUUAUAUACAAAUAAAGGCUAUGUUUAUUCUGAAAUCUCAGACAACUCAAUUGACAGCUUUUUCGAUAAAGUUGAAAAUAUUUCGCAUAAUUAUCAUGGCAAUCAGAACUACCCAAUUUUUAUACACAUAGCAAUGAAUGAUAGAGUCCGCCUAUGCUUUUCUAAGUCAGAAGCUAGAGAAUUAUUUAUGAAUUGCCCUCAUUAUACUCACAGACUGCAAAGAUUCAUCCCACCUUCAACAAAUUUUGCGUCAAAAAUUCGAGUUCAUUGAACUUCUGGAAACAAAACAUCAAAAAUGUUUUUUAUGUCAAAUACGACGCAAAUAGUUUUAAAACAGUAUAAAUCAAAAAUCCCACCUCCUCCAGUAGGCAAGAUCAGGAAACCUCUUAUCAUAAGUCACACUUAUAGUGAAAAACUUUUAGAAACUUCAGUUUCUUUAUCUAUGCCAUUUAAAGCAAUCAGAAGAAAUAUAUCAAAAACAAGGCAGUCAUCACCACACAGCAUGAUUUUUAAAGAUUCGGAUAACAGCCCUGAUGAAACAAAUACCUCAUUUUUCCCCAAGGUUAGGAAAAGUCAUAAGCGAGUUUUUAGUGUGGGAGAUUUUAGCACAAAUAAUAUUAUUGACCAAAAUCCUCAAGAAAUUGACUCCAGUAAAUUUAUAGUAAAAUCUGAUAAUUACAGCCAAGUUAAUGUAGUUAUUAGUUCACAGCCUAUUCCAGAAAUAAACCAUGAGCUCAAAACGAUCACAAGUUUAAUAAACACUUUUAUUCUAAAAAAACAAAAUUACUUAGACGAACUUUUAAUUGAUUUCAUUAAAGACUCCAAAGAAAAGUUCGUGUUUUUAUCUUGUAAACGCUAUAAGGUCAAAGGAGAGCAGCCCCGUGAGAUUUUUUCUACCAAAAAAGAUUCUUCGAAAUCCAAUUUUAAGGUAGCUUUUCCAGAUAUUGUGAUAAACAAUAUUUCUGAGCAAACAACCCCUGGGAGAGAUAGAGAAAUGGAAGAAAAAUUACAGAAAGCGAGGAUGACUGCGCAUAAAGAAGCAAUUAGCAUUGACCAAACACAGUCGAUGAUAGAACAAAAAAGCUCAGAAAUGGAAAUAAAAAGAGACGUGAAUUUAAGUUUGGAGGAAAUUUCAGAAUUAAAUAAAGAUAAUUAUUUAGUGCAAAGAAAGUCUGAUAAGCUUGGGAGAAUUCCUUAUAACAUUAUAGGAAUUAUGCCACACAACAAGACAAAUCAGCUGAUUUCUUUUAUAGAAAAACAAAAAGAGCCGGCAUUAAAACCGCUCAGGCACAAAGAAAGAUCAAAAAAUUUAUUCUGAAUUGGAAGUGACCAAAUAUCUCCUAUAAAGUAUACAGAAAUAAUGUCAAAAUCUAUCGAUAAAAUCGCUAAACAUUUUGACAAGAGAAAAAAGCAAGCUGAAGAAGGUAAAAAAGGUACAAAUAAAAAUGAAAAUAUAAUUUAA
Blepharisma stoltei is the source of this 1891-nucleotide messenger RNA. Lineage: Eukaryota; Ciliophora; Heterotrichea; Heterotrichida; Blepharismidae. The record is from the annotation of a GenBank genome assembly.